Salvia hispanica is the source of this 995-nucleotide messenger RNA. NCBI's taxonomy places the organism in Eukaryota, Viridiplantae, Streptophyta, Magnoliopsida, Lamiales, Lamiaceae. The record is from RefSeq and is a predicted model, not a curated record.
CUCAUUUCAAUAAAAAUCUUUUCACUUCCACAUCUCUAAUUAUUUAUUACAACUACAAAAAUCUCUUAUAUAACCCUAAUUUAACCAAUAAAUAAUUCGACAUAGUUCUAAUUCUUCAUAUCAAUUCAUUCAACGCGGCAGACUCAUUCUUCAAAGCACUCCGCUGAGCUGAAAAUACAUGUCAUUCAGAGGAAGAGGCGGCGGCCGCGGCCGUGCAGGGCCGCCCAGAGCCAAGCAAAUGCCUUUCGAUCUUUUUCCGGAAAUUCCGAUAGGCGUUGUGAAGUAUUCUGUGGAAGAAGUAAACAAAUACUCUAGGUUUGUGUCUUGGUCACAGAAUCUGCAGACCUUUUUCGAGACAUCUCCUUACCAUUACCAAGAUAGAAGGCUAACCCUACAGAAAACACAAAAAGUAGACAUAGAGAGGUACUUGGAUAAGAAAUUGCAGGCAACAACUGUUAAGCAACCACUCCAUCACUUAAUAAUGAUGGACAAAGAUCAUAUGCCUGCAGAACUAGUCAGAGAUGGACAGAAGAUUGUCAAGAGAGUCAAGUGGGACAAUGAAAUAGACUUGAGCAAACUUGAUCAGUUUGAGAAGCUUGAGGAAAAGAACAAGGACACAGAAGAAAACGAAGAGGAGGAAGUAGAAGAGGAGGGAAAUGAAGAAGAUGGAGAAAUAAGUGAUGAUGGUGAUUAUGAGCAGAAUCAAGAUUUUGAUGACGAUGAAGAUGAUUAUAACAUGGCUGAGGAGAAUGAUGAGGAUAUAUAUUGAGGGGAGUGGUAGGUGAUGAAAUUGUUCAACAACUUGGCUACAUGUGGUAAAUUUUUCCCAUAGCAACGUAAGCUCUAAUUUGGACAGUGUUAUAGAAUAUCUAGUCUUUUGUUCUUAAAGAGAAAAAACCCCACCCGUUGGUGUACAGUCGUAGGAUUUAGACCUGGUUUAUGUUAUCAUUUUUUGGUGGUCUUCUAAUGAUAAACUAUUUACAUAUCUUUUUCAA